GCACGUUUGCUUUGUGCUUCUUUUGUCGAUCGUUUCGGACAGAGUACAAAUAAUCUGGAAGAGAGACCUGCUGGUCCACAUCCUUAUCAAGUCAUCACCAUUUGCGCUCUCCACACCUUUCCAUACACCGACACCCACAAUCUGCGGUACAACAUGACCAGCGAUAACCAAGCCGAGCAAGCCGAGAUACCGAUCGAUGAAAAGCAUUCAGACAUUGAGCUCUCACCUCCCAAGCACUUUGAUGAUGCAGAUCUCACUGACGCAAUUUACGCCGAACAAGCGGAAAAGCGUAUGCCACUGCGGGAUGCGUUUCGAGCCUAUCCUCAAGCAAUUUUUUGGUCAUGGGCCAUCUCCGCGUGUCUCAUCAUGGAAGGAUACGACACUGUUCUCCUCGGCAACUUGACUGCUUUGCCCGUUUUCAGAGAGAAAUUCGGACACGAGAUCCAUCCUGGCAAAUAUCAGCUGGAACCCCAGUGGCAAUCUGCUGUGGGCUACGGAGCACCGAUCGGCAACUUUGUGGGCAUUUUCGUGGCUUCGUGGUUCCAAGACCGGUACGGGUACCGGAGGACCAUCCAGGCUUGUCUCCUGUCCUUGAUCGGAUUCAUCUUUGUCGUCUUUUUUGCUCCUAAUAUCAAGGUUUUGUUCGUAGGGGAGAUUCUCUGUGGGAUGCCUUGGGGAGCUUUUGCUUCGUCCGCAGUCUCAUACGCCAGCGAGGUCACCCCUGUUCCUCUGAGGGCGUAUCUCACAACCUAUGUGAACCUCUGUUGGGUCAUUGGCCAAUUGAUCGCCUCGGGCGUCAUUAAUGGAGUCAAAGCAAGGACAGACCAGUGGGCGUACAGACUUCCCUUUGCUCUACAAUGGAUCUGGCCAAUCCCGAUUUUCAUCUUGGUCACGCUGGCACCUGAGAGUCCCUGGUUCCUUGUCCGCCGCGGUCGAUUGGAAGAAGCUGAACGAUCUGUUGCUCGUCUAGCAUCGAGAUUGGAGAACGUUCAACCAUCGCAGAUCGUCGCUAUGAUGGUCCGAACGAACGAUCAUGAGAUUCAGGUUCAUGAGGGUGUCAGCUAUCUUGACUGCUUCAAGGGCGUUGAUCUUCGUCGAACAGAGAUUGUAUGCGUUACCUGGGCUUGCCAGAUCCUCACCGGAUCCGCUUUCGCCAACCACGCAUCAUACUUUUUCGAGCAAACUGGCUUAACGACGUUUCAGGCCGUUAAGAUGGAUCUAGGGAUGCGUGGAGUCUCGUUCAUUUCAUGCAUCCUUGCCUGGUUUGUUCUGACUUAUGUCGGACGAAGGAAGAUCAUCCUCUCAGGCAUGACGAUCUUGUGCUGCAUAUUACUCCUCGUUGGAAUUCUUUCGAUCCCAGGACAGCGACACGAAGGAUUCAGAUGGGCUGAAUCUGCCUUGAUCGUGGUCUGGGUCUUCGUAUGGGACCUGACUCUUACCCCCGUGGCCUACGCGAUCGUCGGUGAGACCUCUUCUACCAGACUUCGAGCCAAGACGGUCGGUCUCGGACGGAACACAUACAACGUCAUUGGAAUUGCAGCUGGCAUCCUGAAUACCUACCAGCAGAACCCUACUGCAUGGAAUUGGAAAGGGAAGGCAGGCUUCUUCUGGUUUGGCUCCUGCCUUUUGUCACUCAUCUGGGCCUACUUCCGACUUCCCGAGUGCAAAGGAAGGUCCUACCGAGAGCUUGACAUUCUUUUUGAACGUAAAGUUCCCGCCAGGAAGUUUGCGACUACCGUUAUCGAGGCGGAGGAGGAACACUAGGUGAUGCUUGUGGCCCUCGCGCGCGGAGGAUAUGUACCGAAGAUGGGACUGUGAUUGAUCUGA
This is a messenger RNA of Kockovaella imperatae, 1827 nucleotides long. RefSeq names its product alpha-glucoside:hydrogen symporter. Gene Ontology annotation, biological process: transmembrane transport; carbohydrate transport. The transcript is spliced from 15 exons. Gene Ontology annotation, molecular function: carbohydrate:proton symporter activity. NCBI's taxonomy places the organism in Eukaryota, Fungi, Basidiomycota, Tremellomycetes, Tremellales, Cuniculitremaceae. The record is from RefSeq and is a predicted model, not a curated record. The coding region runs from base 154 to 1764 and encodes 536 amino acids. Gene Ontology annotation, cellular component: membrane.